AUGAGGGUAACUAAAAGAAUGGGUCCUGAAAACAGUUCUUCAGUGACUGAAUUCAUCCUGGUCGGAUUAACAGAGGAGCCUAAUCUCCAGUGCCCACUCUUCAUUGUGUUUCUAGUGAUGUAUGUGAUCACUGUGUUAGGAAAUCUGGGUUUGAUCAUCUUGAUUGGACUGAAUUCUCACCUUCACACCCCAAUGUACUUUUUCCUCUUUAACUUGUCCUUUGUUGACCUCUGUUAUUCUUCUGUGUUCUCACCCAAAAUGUUGAUGAGCUUUAUAUCAGAGAAGAACAUUAUUUCCUAUAGAGGGUGCAUGACUCAGCUUUUCUUUUUCAGUUUUUUCUGCAUUUCUGAGUGUUAUGUGUUGACCUCAAUGGCCUAUGAUCGCUAUGUGGCCAUUUGCAAUCCACUCUUGUAUAACACUGUCAUGUCUCCUAAAUUAUGUUUGAUCCUUAUGUUUGGCUCAUAUAUGAUGGCAUUUUCUGGUGCUCUGGCUCACACAGGAUGCAUGCUGAGACUGACCUUCUGUGAUGCCAACACCAUCAACCAUUACUUGUGUGAUAUUCUUCCUUUGCUCCAGCUCUCCUGCACCAGCACUUACAUCAAUGAGCUGGAGGUUUUUGUUGUUGUGGGCAUCAAUAUCAUUGUGCCCAGCAUCACCAUCUUUAUUUCUUAUGGUUUCAUCCUAUCUAGUAUUUUCCAUAUCAGAUCUACUGAGGGCAGGUUCAAGGCCUUCAACACCUGCAGUUCCCACAUAAUUGCUGUUUCUCUGUUCUUUGGAUCGGGUGCAUUUAUGUACCUCAAACCAUCCUCUGCCAUGUCAAUGGAUGAAGGUAAAAUUUCUUCUGUCUUUUAUACCAAUACAGUUCCUCUGCUGAAUCCCUUAAUAUACAGCUUGAGGAACAAAGAUGUUAAAGUUGCCUUAAUAAAGACAAUGAGUAAGAGAAAGUGUUGA
Messenger RNA from Peromyscus leucopus (white-footed mouse), 951 nucleotides. Its product is annotated as olfactory receptor 8B3-like. The record is from RefSeq and is a predicted model, not a curated record. NCBI's taxonomy places the organism in Eukaryota, Metazoa, Chordata, Mammalia, Rodentia, Cricetidae. Gene Ontology annotation, cellular component: membrane. Gene Ontology annotation, molecular function: olfactory receptor activity; odorant binding; G protein-coupled receptor activity. The transcript has 2 exons. Bases 1 to 951 code for a protein of 316 amino acids. Gene Ontology annotation, biological process: G protein-coupled receptor signaling pathway; sensory perception of smell.